Molecule: messenger RNA, 597 nt
Organism: Sclerotinia sclerotiorum 1980 UF-70
Lineage: Eukaryota; Fungi; Ascomycota; Leotiomycetes; Helotiales; Sclerotiniaceae
Exons: 2
Coding region: 1-597 (198 amino acids)
Source: RefSeq, a predicted model, not a curated record
AUGCUUGUCACUGCUUGGGAAACUUUUGAAGCUAUACAGCACUUUGAGCAAUCGGAUGUUGAUAAAGAACAAUUGAACGCGAUGAGAGAGCUUUCGGAAGGAAGAGAACCAAUCAUCAUGCAUGCCGGACUGUCGGACGACUUUUGGAAUAUGUUGACGGAUUACACUGGGAUUAUGGAUUUUUAUUUUCCAGGAGAGAUAGAUGAUGAAGCGAAGCAAUGGGUAGAAAGUCUGAGGGGGUUGGUUUAUUUCUUUGCUCCUGGGAAGAAGUCCGGGAAAAGUGCAUACAGUGGAAGAGCGACAAAGGGAUGGGUGGAUGAAUUAGCUGAGUUUGAAGGAAAGCAAGCAAGAGUUAUGAGAUAUAUGCAUUACUGGAAUAGUAAAGCAGGGGAAGAGGAGUUCAAAGCCGGAUCAGGAUUCAUAACAGAAGCAGGAGAGUCGAAGAACAUAUUCACUGAUUGGGUGGAAGGUUUGAACGCCGAAGGAAUGCUGGGAAUGAAAGAAGUUCAUUGCAGAUUCGAGACUAUUCCUUGGAAAUUCUGGGAGUACACAUCCCAUGAGGAGAGAGAAAUGGCGGAAGUGGAUGUGGAGAAGUAA